AUGGCAUCUGUGUAUGACAGUUUGAUUGGAGGAUGUGUGGUCUAUGCGCUAGUCAGCUCCAGGAAAGGAGGUCUGGCUUCUCUGCCUGUAAGUCACAGUAAAGAAGGCAUGUCCACCAAAACCUAUGUACCAGUUAAGGAGGUGUGGCCAUUUCUAGCAGACCCCAAGCCGGAGAAGAAACAAUGGCUCAAGUUCAUGUGGUCCCAGUUCUUUGGACCAGCCCACCAGUGGGUGCGGCUCCUAGUGGCCAAGGGAGCCAGGGCACUUGGGACUUGUGCAGUGUUUAGUACCUACCAGAAGUGGUCCAGGAAAGGACAACUGGUGAACCAGCAACCAGGUCAUGGGUGCACAAGGCUCAUUGAUGGCUUUGAUGCUAGCACACCUCCCACAGAAGAGCUACUCCUUCCAGCUCACACAGCUCAUUCUUUUGGCUUUUCUAAAACAAACCCCUUUCUUGCUGCAGCAUGUGAGUUUGAGAUGAGUGGACCUGAAGGCAUCAUUGAAUCACAACAGAUUGUCAGAGAUGGUAAAGCUUUACAGACAGAAGCUGUGGACUGCAAGUGGUUCAUCCGAGCUCCUCCUCACUCUAAGAUCUACCUGCGAUUCCUGGACUAUGAGAUGCAGAACUCAAAUGAGUGCAAGCGAAACUUCGUGGCUGUGUACGAUGGCAGCGGCUCUGUUGAGGAUCUGAAGUGUAAAUUUUGCAGCACGGUGGCUAGUGACGUGACAUUGAGAACCGCGCUGGGUGUUGUUCGUAUGUGGGCCGAUGAGCACAGUCGCCGCAGCCGCUUCCGCAUCCUCUACACUACGUUUAAAGAGCCUCCCUGCGAGCCUGACAUGUUCUUCUGUCACAGUAACAUGUGCAUCAACAACUCACUGGUGUGUAAUGGCAUCCAGAAUUGUGUGUAUCCAUGGGACGAAAAUCAUUGCAAAGAGAAAAGAAAAGCGAACAUCCUGGACAACCUGAAUAACACUAACAGCAGCAUCAUUGGUGUGACAUGCUGCAUCGUCCUCAUUCUCCUCGUCAUCUCCGUCACAGUGCAGAUCAAACAGCCACGGAAGAAGUACGUAGUGCAGCGUGACAACUUUCAGGAAGUGUUCCAAGAAACGCCUCGGCGCUAUGACCUUGGUGACAUUGCAGAGCUUACAGACGAUGUUGAGACGACCUUCCAGAAGCGGUGUGUUCAUGAGCACCACUGUGGCCGCGCCAAAACGGCGGCCGUGAUGGAUCCGCAUAAUCACCACCAUCAUUAUCAUCAUCAUCAUCAUCACGAUAACCGGCGCAGCAUCGUGGUCAUGAAGCACAGCUACUCGCAAGAAGACGCAGAGAUGGAGGAUGAGCUGGAUGAGGAGGUGCCAACGACCAGCCAUCGACUGGCCAGACACGACAAAGCAGUGCAGCGGUUCUGCCUCAUUGGGUCUCUAAGCAAACACGAAUCAGAGUACAACACGACUAGGGUGUAGGAGACGAUCAGGAGGUAAGAGCCCCUAAAAAGCAUGAUAUGGAUCAUUUCUUUAAUAUAUUAUGCAGUCAUUGUGAGUCAGUGCUUUUGUUUUUCCCACUUGGAUGUUGCAUCAUCUUGCUUGCUGGUUAAUUUCUGUGAUUUUUUUUUUUUUUUUUUUCAUUUUCAUUGUUACUUCUUUAAGUUUACACUUGCAUCUGAUGAUUUGCUUAUAUGCAUGGACUGUAUAAGUUUCAGUGCUGUAUUGACUGAGCAAGAUUCAGCCACAGAUGCUAAAGCACUUCCUUAUGCUGGUGAAACCUAGGAUAAAUGUACAGUGCUGUGAAAAAGUAUCUGCUCCAUCCUGAUUUCUUCUGUUUUUGUGCAUAUCUCAUAUUAAGUAGUUCUAGAUCUUCAAAUGAAAUACAACAUGAAACAAAGGCAACCUGAGUAAACACACAAUAGUUUUUUUUUUCUUUAUUGAAGCAAAAAAAAUAUCCAACACCUAUCACCAUUGUGAAAAACUAAUUGCCCCCUUAAACUUAAAAUCUGGUUGUGCCACCUUUAGCAGCAAUAACUGCAACCAAAUGUUUCGGAGAUCAGACUUUCACUUACUUCUAGGACUAGAACCUACUCCUAUGCUUUGGAUCAUUGUCUUGCUACAUAAUCCAGUUCAUUUUGACUCAUCAAUCCACAGAACAUUCUCCUAAAAGGUUUGAGGAUCAUCAAGGUGUGUUUUGGCAAAAUUCAGAUAAGUCUUAAUGUUCUUCUGGGUUAGUGGUUUUCACUUCGCCACUCUUCCAUGGAUGCCAUUUUUGUCCAGUGUCUCUCUGAUAGUGGAGUCAUGAACAGUGACUUGUAUUGAUGCAAGAGAGGCCUGUAGGUCCUUUGAUGUUGUCCUUGGGUCUAUUGGGACUUCCUGGAAGAGUAGUUGUUGUACUCUUGGAGGAAUUUUGGAAGGUUGGACACC
This is a messenger RNA of Ictalurus furcatus (blue catfish), 2412 nucleotides long. RefSeq names its product neuropilin and tolloid-like protein 1. Bases 1 to 1464 code for a protein of 487 amino acids. Lineage: Eukaryota; Metazoa; Chordata; Actinopteri; Siluriformes; Ictaluridae. The transcript has 8 exons. The record is from RefSeq and is a predicted model, not a curated record. Gene Ontology annotation, molecular function: protein binding.